UGUACGCGUACUGAUGAUUCCAUCCUCAAAAAUACAGCAUUGAUUACAGUUUUAGUUUAUAAAGUAGUUUAAAUUAUCAAUGUGUUCGUUUUUGACUGCUAACGUUUUGAGAUUUGAUUCUUAAAACUUUUGAUAGCGUUUAGUUUGGUAACUAAUGGCAUUACUGUAUGUUGUGGUGAGUGGAGUCGUUCUCGCUGCUGUAGUAUUAAUAACGUUCAUUUUACGAUUAUUUGGGAUUUUACGACAUGCAUCUGAAUAUAAACCAGGACAGAAGGGUUCUGUGUCACUGCUGGUGGUUGCAGGAUCAGGAGGACACACAACAGAAAUUGUCCGUUUGAUGGGGAGUUUAUCUCAGUCUUAUAACCCUCGACACUAUGUGAUCGCAGACACCGAUAAAAUGAGUGAAGAGAAGAUCCGAACAUUUGAAGCAGAGCAGGAGAAAAGCGGUUCACCCUCUCAGUUCACUAUUCACCGGAUUCCUCGCAGUCGGGAGGUGCGUCAGUCGUGGAGUUCCUCUGUUUUGAGUUCCCUCAGCACUCUGAUUUCGUCCGUCCCGCUGGUCUUUAGGCUUCAGCCGGAUAUAGUGCUGUGUAAUGGUCCAGGGACGUGCGUCCCACUGUGUGCCGCUGGGCUGCUCCUGGGUGUCCUGGGACUAAAAAGAGUCUUGAUCGUCUAUGUGGAAAGCAUCUGUCGUGUGGAGACACUGUCUCUAUCCGGGAAGAUCCUCUAUUACUUUUCUGACUACUUCUUUGUGCAGUGGACAUCACUGAAAGACAAAUACCCGAAGGCCAUCUACUUAGGGAGACUAGUGUGAGGAGAACAUAUACAGAAAUCCUUUUCUAUAGACUUUUUUAUGUCUGUAAGAUGUCGUUUUUGUAUUGAGAAUUCCAUGCAUUUUGAUACCGUUCUUCACAUUCGAUUCAUUCCUAUGCAGUUACUGACGUGCUAAAUAGGUUGAUGAACGUCACGAUAGGCUGAUGAAAUGUGCUGUUCUACACACCUGCUCUACCUUUUACCCGUCUGAAAGUCAACAAAACUAAAACGAGAGACGUUUUUACACAUGCAGGUGCUUCUAAUUGCAUUCAUAGUUUCAGUGUUUUUUCAUGCACCACUGUAUGAAAAACAAUAUUUGUCUUUUGAGCAAAGGUUUGUCCAUUUCAAGGUUAUAUUGUCAGUCAGUUAAACGGAAGACCUCAUUCUUAUGUGUGAAUACAUUUUUCCUCCGCAUUCCUGUGAAAUAUUUUCCAGCUCACUACGCAUUUCAGCACUACUUCAUUGUCUUCCUGUGCUGGUAUGUGGUUCUAGAGGAAAUGGUGUGAAUUAUAGACUAAACAGAGAGAAAAGCUGGAAAAGCUGCGAUUCUCAGCUGUAGUUUUUUUAUUUUAUGGGCCUGUAAUUUCCAGUUUGUCUUGUUUUUUAGAGAUGAGACGGCACUCUAAUACCUGUAGCAUGAGGUAGAACAUAACCUGAUGGUUGCUUUUGUCUCACAGAACAAGCUCAUACAGGUAUAGUCAUUUACUUCUCAGCAUAAAGUUCUGCGACUGUGACGUUUCUGAACAGCUGCAAAUAGAUGAUCCCAUCAGACAUGUCUGGAAGGUAUGUGAUGUCAUGUAUAAUUUGGUUAUUAUGAGCAUAGAUUGCAACAGUAGCAUUGCAGAAAUAAAAAUCCCUUUCAUUUUAUCCACAAAGAAAUUUAUUUUUUUAAAGGAAUA
Sinocyclocheilus rhinocerous is the source of this 1712-nucleotide messenger RNA. RefSeq names its product UDP-N-acetylglucosamine transferase subunit ALG14 homolog. Gene Ontology annotation, biological process: dolichol-linked oligosaccharide biosynthetic process. Gene Ontology annotation, molecular function: N-acetylglucosaminyldiphosphodolichol N-acetylglucosaminyltransferase activity. The record is from RefSeq and is a predicted model, not a curated record. Gene Ontology annotation, cellular component: UDP-N-acetylglucosamine transferase complex. Lineage: Eukaryota; Metazoa; Chordata; Actinopteri; Cypriniformes; Cyprinidae.